AUGCCGAAGGCCAAGGGCAAGGGCGGUAAGAACCGCCGCCGCGGAAAGAAUGACAGCGACGACAAGCGCGAGCUAGUUUUCAAGGACGAGAGCCAGGAGUAUGCCCAGGUCGUCAAGAUGCUGGGCAACGGCCGUCUAGAGGCCAUGUGCUUUGACGGCGAGAAGCGUCUCGCGCACAUCCGUGGCAAGCUGCGCAAGAAGGUCUGGAUCAACAAUGGCGACAUUAUUCUCCUGUCGCUGCGUGAGUUUGAGGACGGCAAGGCCGAUGUCAUCCAGAAAUACACGCCCGACGAGGCCCGCAGCCUCAAGCAGUACGGUGAGCUGCCGGAAACGACCAAGAUCAGCGAAGAGACCUUUGGCGACGACGAGGGCGGCGAGAUCGAGUUCGAAGAGGCCAGCGACGAGGAGGACGAGGACCUCGACGAUCUUUAA
Messenger RNA from Malassezia sympodialis ATCC 42132, 432 nucleotides. It is a transcript of the gene TIF11, whose product is annotated as translation initiation complex factor eIF1A. NCBI's taxonomy places the organism in Eukaryota, Fungi, Basidiomycota, Malasseziomycetes, Malasseziales, Malasseziaceae. Gene Ontology annotation, biological process: translational initiation. The record is from RefSeq and is a predicted model, not a curated record. Gene Ontology annotation, molecular function: translation initiation factor activity; RNA binding.